AUGAAAUAUUACAAAAACUUGAACAAAUAAAACAAACAUAUGGUACAGAUGAUUUUGAAGCUGCAUUUGAACUUUUAAAAGAAACAGUUCAUGAAUUACGUGAUAAUUUUAAUGAAGCUCUUAAAAAUAAAGAUGAAAAUAUAAAUUCAUUACUUGGUGCUAUUGAAACA
Racocetra persica is the source of this 170-nucleotide messenger RNA. The record is from the annotation of a GenBank genome assembly. NCBI's taxonomy places the organism in Eukaryota, Fungi, Glomeromycota, Glomeromycetes, Diversisporales, Gigasporaceae.